AUGAAGGCAUUUGACUCAGUGGAAAGGAGAAUUUUGCUAGAGGUGAUGGCUAAAAGAGGGGUUGACAGAAAGUUAAUUGCUUUAGCAAGGGCGAUGGUAAGUGAUGAGGAGAGCAUGAUCAUUAUGAAUGGAGAGCAACAGAAACCAAUUAAAAUUAAUAGAGGAGUGCGACAAGGAGGAUGCUCUUUACCAGUGUGCUUUAAUUUCAUUCCAAAUGAGCUGGCAUGGAAAAUUGAAGAGCUUGGAUUAGGGGUACAACUGGAAGAUGGCCUUAAGAUUGGGAUAUUGCUUUAUGCUGAUGAUAUAGUUCUGAUUGCUGAAAAUCCACAUAUGCUGAGAGAGUUGGUAAGGGCAACUGAGUCAUGGGCAGAAGACUACAAGAUCGAAAUAAAUCAGGAAAAAUCGGAGAUAAUGACUUUUGGCAAAUCAUGUGAGGGUAUAAAUAUAAGGAUUAACGGAAAUCUAAUAAAAGAAGUGAAAGCCUAUAAAUACCUAGGAUAUGCGCUAGGAAAGAGAGUAAAAAACACUUACCACCUUGACGAAAGGGUUAGUAAGAUGAGAACAGCUAUGUGCUUGACCCUUGGCAGAUUGAAGUCACUGAAGAAUUUGCAAAUGCAGAAAAAGCUGACGAUACUGAGAGCGUGUAUAAACUCAGUAGGGCUAUAUGGAUUAGAGGUAACAGGGAGCACACUGGGGGCUGAAAGGGUACUUGAGCAGUUAGAGGUAAUUCAAAGAAGGUGGAUCAGAUGACUGAUGUCAGCUCCUCAGGGAGUAGCAAACGAAACUCUUUAUAUGGAUAGUGGUAUCAUGAGCAUGGAGAUGCAGUUGGCUGUGAGAGUCCUUAACUAUCGACUGAAGCUUGAAAGAGAACUCAAAAGGGGGACGAUGCUGGGUAAAGUGUAUGAACUGAAUGUGAAACAGGAGCUAUCAUCAUGAGCAAAAAUGAGUGCUAAAUGAUCGAGGUGGUGAAGCUUGAUGAGCUGAGGAUCUGACGACAAAAGGAAACUAGGAGGGUCAUUAUGAGCAGGAUGAUGCCUCAUGCUUGGAAUACGUAUAAGUUUAGAAUUGAAAAUGAAGUUCGUGCAACAACAAGGCUUUUUGUGACUCUGAAUGAGGGUAAAAGUGUCUUAG
Messenger RNA from Blepharisma stoltei, 1131 nucleotides. The record is from the annotation of a GenBank genome assembly. Lineage: Eukaryota; Ciliophora; Heterotrichea; Heterotrichida; Blepharismidae.